AUGCUCCAGGCUGGUAAGCAGAUCCGGAGGGUGGUCUCUCAGAUCCGGCCGGACCGGCAGACGCUGCUGUGGUCGGCCACGUGGCCGCGGGAGAUUCAGCGCCUGGCCCGCGACUUCUGCCAGCAGGAGCCCGUGAAGGUGACCAUCGGCUCGGAGGAGCUGACCACGAACCCGAAGAUCAAGCAGCUCGUGCACGUCGUGGACGAGGGAGAGAAGCGGAAGGUCUUCCUGCAGUUUGUGCAGAAGGUAGCCCGAGGAGGGGAAAGGGUCCUCGUGUUCUGCGCCAAGAAGCGUGAUUGCGACUCGCUCGCCCGUGAUCUUCAAGCGGACUUCAGAGCUGAAUCCAUCCAUGGUGGCAAGGAGCAGGAUCGGCGAGACCGGAUCUUGGCAGAUUUCAAGUCCGGGAGGACUACCAUCCUCGUGGCAACGGACGUCGCACAGCGCGGGCUUGACGUCAAGGAGCUCAAUUACGUCGUGAACUACGACAUUCCCAAAAACCUCGAGGACUACAUCCAUCGGAUUGGUCGCACGGCGCGGGCAGGGGCCACCGGCACCGCGCUCACCCUGUUCCCCCAGUCGUACGCGCCCGACGUGGUCCGCCUGGCCUACGGGAUCUGGCAGGCCAUGCAGAAGGCGGGGCAACAGCCGCCGCCCGCCCUGCGGGAGCUGGCGGCGGCCGGCCGGCGCUGA
Molecule: messenger RNA, 690 nt
Organism: Prorocentrum cordatum
Lineage: Eukaryota; Dinophyceae; Prorocentrales; Prorocentraceae
Source: the annotation of a GenBank genome assembly